AUGGCAGAAGGAUUCCUUUUUCAAGCUAUUGGAGGAGAUGAUUUAUCUUUUGAAGAUACGGGAAAUGAAUAUUUUGAGUAUUUGGUGUGGAGUUCGUUCUUUCAGGAUGUGCAGAAGGAUGAAGAAUUGGGUAGCAUUAGGACAUGUAAGAUGCAUGAUUUGGUGCAUGACCUUGCGAUGAGUGUUCAAGAUCCUAAUGAAUUUGGAAUCGCAAAGGUAGAAGAUGGCAAAGAAGAAAUUUCACAAGUUCGUCGUUUACAACUGCUAUUUGAUGAAGGACCUCGUUUGGCAUCUCCAAAUGUGUUAUUGAAUGCAAUGAAGUUGCGAACUCUUAUUGCUGUUGAACCAUAUAAUUUUUCGCAUAUCAAUUCUUUAUUUUGUCGCCGGUGCCACUAUACGUCAAUAAAUCAUUCUUACAAUUUGCAAACACUUGUACUGCAUGGGUGUAGACACAUUCCAAGUUGGUUUCUUAGAGAAAUUGGGAAUUUUAAGAGUUUGAGGCAUCUUGAUAUCUCGUAUUCAGAUAUUAAACAUAUACCUGAAAAUAUCGGGUCCUUAGAACAUCUAAGGUUCCUUGAUCUUUCAUAUACACCAAUCUCAAAGUUACCAGACUCAAUCACUUGCAUCAGCAGUUUAAGAACACUAAAGUUCGAUUAUUGUUGGAACUUAGAUGCCUUACCUACAGAGCUAGGAGGACUGACACAAUUAAGGCGCCUUAAUUUGGAAGGUACUGGGAUCGAAGUAUUGCCUGAAUCAUGUAUUAAAAACCUCUGCAAUUUGGAGAUAGUGGAACUAAGAUCAUACUGCAAGCUUCCCAGAGAAAUUAAUAAUUGGCCAAAAUUAAGAAUUCUUACGCACUCUAGAGAUGAUGAUGUAAUGCCUAAAGGUAUAGAGAGGCUCACUUGCCUUGAAAUAUUAGAGGAUUACAUGGUUAGGAAAGAAAAUGUGAUUGGCGAAAGUCCUAAUAAUAGUUGCGGUAGUGUCGUUGAAGAGAUGGCAGGCUUAAACUCCCUUGAGGUGUUAGGUAUAAGAAAUCUGGAGAAUGUGAGAGGUGCAAAAGAAGGCGCCGAAAGAGCAAAGUUAAAAGACAAGCAACACCUUGUACGUUUGGGUUUGUAUUGGGGUUCCACUGAUGAUGAUAAUAGAAGUAUGAAGGAUUGUAAGGUGCUGGAGGGUCUCCAACCUCACUCUAAUCUAAGGAAGUUUCAAGUGUCUGGGCGAAGAGUUUAUCAUCAACAACAACAAGAAGAAGACAGCAGUAGUAUUACUACAAAGAGAUCCCCCUCAAUGUUCCCUUCUUUAGUUAAAUUGGAUAUUAAUUUGGAAACCUUAGAAGAAUGGGUUGCUCCUCCUAUUUCUUCUUCUUGUUUCCCUAUCCUAGAGCGUCUGGAUAUCUUUUACCACCAAAGAUUGAGAUCCACACCAAUAAUGUUGUUUUCUUCUCUUAAAGAAUUGAUAUUACUUGGUACCAGUGAAGAUGCAAUUAAUUCGCUACUAAAUAGAGAAGGAGAUGGAUGUGCGACAAGUUCUCUCGCAUCCAUUUCCAUUUGGUAUUCUCCAGAUCUUAUAUAUUUACCACCACUGGGCGUACUACUACCCCGACACAAUACUGUUCUUCUUCGGGAACUAGAGAUUGUGCAUUGCGCUAAUUUCCCAGGUUUUCGUGAUGAUGCUGAUGAUAUAAACAACAAAAAUAUCAGUUCUCUUCAUUCACUGUGCUUAAGAGAUUGCCCUGUUUUAGCAUCAAUACCUGAUUUACGAUUACUGACCUCUCUCCGGAAGCUAAAAAUCAGGAGUUGCGAUAAACUGAAAAAGGAGUCAAUACCAUAUGAUCUUAACAAGUUCCUCACGUUUCUUGAAGAACUCGAUGUUGAUUUUACUCAAACGGACGAGGAACAAGUAGAUCCAAGCUGUUGUGCGAGCUGGCUUUAUUAA
Messenger RNA from Papaver somniferum (opium poppy), 1935 nucleotides. RefSeq names its product disease resistance protein RGA2-like. The transcript has 3 exons. The coding region runs from base 1 to 1935 and encodes 644 amino acids. The record is from RefSeq and is a predicted model, not a curated record. Gene Ontology annotation, molecular function: protein binding. Lineage: Eukaryota; Viridiplantae; Streptophyta; Magnoliopsida; Ranunculales; Papaveraceae.